AUGACCGAAGACACUACUGUAGCCGUGAUAGGCUUAGGGCCCGCCGGUCUCGUAGCGCUAAAGAACCUGAGGGAUGAAGGAUUCAUCGUUACCGGCUUCGAUCGCAAUAGCUACAUCGGCGGCCUAUGGCAAUACUCAGCAAAUGAACACACAUCAGUCCUGGAAACCACAGUAGUCAACAUAUCAAAAGAACGAGCAUGCUUUACAGACUAUCCGUUCCCGGAAGAUAUGGCUUCUCAUCCCACAGCCGCACAGGUCCAGGAGUACCUGAUAAGCUACAUGAAGCAUUUCGAACUUGAGCCGUACCUUCGACUCAACACUUCUAUCAAGCAAAUUACGUUUGAUGAAGAACACCAGAAAUGGGCUGUUGUGUUUGCAGACGAGAAGAAGGUGUAUUUUGACAAGGUCGUUGUAGCUAUUGGUGGUAUGAUUGGGAAGGCGAAUAUGCCUAAUGUCGAAGGGAUCGAAAAGUUCGCUGGGGUGAAUAUACAUUCGCAGGCGUUCAAGAGACCGAGAGAGUACGAAGGGAAGAAAGUCAUGGUCGUGGGCUUCAGUAAUAGCGCGACGGAUACAGCGACUCAGCUAGUCGGUGUCGCAGACAAGGUGUAUAUGGCACAUCGACACGGAUCGCGAAUCCUUCCGCGAAACAUCGACGGUGUGCCUGUAGAUCACACGCAUAGUAUCCGACUUCUUACUAUCCAGAGUCUCAUUGCCAAAUUCAUCCCUCGCUUAGGGGAAAAGUUAUUCGACAUGAUGUUGAAAAGAAUGCAAGACAAAAGCUUUAACAUCCGUCCAGAAUGGCGCUUCGAGCCUCCUAGCAACUUCAUCAUAUCUGACACUCUCGUUCCUUGUCUAGAGAACGGCAGUAUCGAGUCCGUUGCAGGUGUCAAGCGUAUCCUCAAUCACACCGCAGUGGAGCUUGAAGACGGGAGGAAAAUCGACGUCGAUGUCAUCGUAUGGUGUACGGGUUACCAGAGCGAUUUCAGUAUCAUGGACCCCAGCUUUGACCCGUCAUGUCGCCCCAAAGGAUGGUUGAAAGCGGGCGGGUCGAACAACAAGUCGCUUUUCAACCUUUACUACAAUGUCUUCUCUGUGAAAAAACCGGAUAGCCUCGCGUUCCUUGGGAAUGUGUUUAGUGCUGUCAGUGGUUUCCAGCUUUUCGACAUGGCGUCCAUGGCAAUAGCGCAAGUAUGGGCUGGCAAGUCGCGUCUUCCAGAUGCCAUCGACAUGCAAACUGCAGUCACAGACCAUCACAACUGGCUUAUAAGCCAAGCGCAGCAUCGCCAUAAUGUGUCGCCCGGAACAUAUGAUCCUGGGACGUGGGUCAGAGCCAUGGACGAUCUAGCCGGCACCGGUGUUAACGAGUAUCUGGGCUACGGAUGGAAGGGAUGGCUGUUUUGGUUCAAGGAAAGGAAGUUUUGUAAUUUGCUCAUGGACGGGAUAUGGAGCCCCCAUAUUCAUCGCGUGUUUGACGUUGGAAAAAGAAAAUGUUGGGCUGGUGGACGGGAGGCAGUGCAGAAGGUCAACGAGAGCGUUGCUGCGAUGAAGGAAGGGAAGGACAAGGGCGCAUGA
Molecule: messenger RNA, 1572 nt
Organism: Pyrenophora tritici-repentis Pt-1C-BFP
Lineage: Eukaryota; Fungi; Ascomycota; Dothideomycetes; Pleosporales; Pleosporaceae
Product: dimethylaniline monooxygenase 2
Molecular function (GO): N,N-dimethylaniline monooxygenase activity; flavin adenine dinucleotide binding; NADP binding
Source: RefSeq, a predicted model, not a curated record